AAUUUUCCUUCCCAGAAAGUUAACGGGCAAGGAACCCCGAUAAAACUCUGGCUUUCUUCUGUCUCUCGCGCCAUCAAAAGCGCCACCGCCCUCUACAAGGGUACUCUCUCUCUCUCAUCUGCUAUAUCAGUUUCUGUUCCCCUUGGGCCGGGUACUUUGCAGCAGGAUGUUUGUUCCUUUCUCUUUCUAAAAAGCUUUGUGCUUUCCCAGCAUCAACAUUACCAAACAGGAGAAAGUAGUAGCACCACGGUUUAUCAAACAGGUUCCCAACUUUCAGGCUACCUUCUCCUUCACACCUAUGAACUCUUGGUGUCGCAUGUGCAACUUCUCCCUUCUCCUUUUUUAAUCGCCUCUCUCUUGCUUUCCACCUCUCUCUAUCUCCCCUCCCCGCCAUGCCUACAGUUAGCAUUGGCAGGGAUUGCCUCUUUGAAGAACUAGGAAGAACUUACACUCAGGAGGAAUUUGAGGAGCUUUGCUUCGACUUUGGAAUUGAACUCGAUGAUGUAACAACUGAGAAAGCGAUUAUUAGGAAAGAAAAGCAUUUGAAAGAGGAAGAAGGAGCUGAUGGCGAUGAAGAAGUUAUUUACAAGAUUGAGGUGCCCGCUAAUAGAUAUGACCUGCUGUGCCUUGAAGGGCUUGCACAAGCCCUUCGGAUUUUUGUUGGAAGUCAACAGACACCAACAUAUACUUUGGCUGACGUUCCAGUUAGUUCCAUGCAUAAAAUUUACAUACGGCCUGAGACUGCACGCAUUCGCCCCUACAUUGUUUGUGCUGUUCUAAGAGGGAUCACUUUCGAUGAAGCUAGAUAUAAUAGCUUCAUUGAUCUCCAAGAUAGGCUCCAUCAAAAUAUUUGCAGGAGGAGAACUCUGGUUGCUAUAGGGACCCAUGAUUUGGAUACUCUACAAGGUCCUUUCACAUAUGAGGCUUUGCCACCUACAGAGAUCAAUUUUGUGCCAUUGAAGCAGGUGAAGAAUUUCAGAGCAGAUGAACUCAUGGACUUUUACAAGUCGGAUAUGAAACUGAAGAAGUUUCUACAUAUAAUUGAGAGUUCCCCUGUAUAUCCUAUCAUAUAUGAUGCGAACAGGACGGUGCUGUCCUUACCUCCUAUCAUUAAUGGGGCACAUUCUGCUAUUAGUUUGAAAACAAAGAAUGUCUUCAUUGAGUGCACUGCAACUGACCUGACGAAAGCCAAAAUUGUUUUAAACACAAUGGUAACCAUGUUUUCAAUGUACUGUGAACGAAUAUUUGAGGUUGAACCAGUUGAGGUGGUGGGUCCUGAUGGAAAAUCGAGCAUGUGUCCUGAUUUGUCAGUGUUUGAAAUGAAGGUUCCCCUUUCUUAUAUCACUAGCUCAAUUGGUGUUUCACUGGAAGCAAAUGAGGUUGUAGGUCUACUGAACAGAAUGCAACUGCAAUCUGAUAAAUCAAAAUCAAAUGAUGGGUCUUGGGUUAUCCAUUUGUCUGUACCACCAACCCGAAGUGAUAUUCUUCACGCUUGUGAUGUGAUGGAGGAUGUUGCAAUUGCUUAUGGGUACAACAAAAUCCCAAAAACGAAGCCAACCUCAUUGACCCUAGGGCAGCAGCAACCGUUGAAUCAGGUCACUGAUCUCUUAAGAUUGGAGGUUGCAAUGGCUGGAUUUUCAGAGGUGCUAACAUGGAUUUUAUGUUCUCACAAAGAAAACUUCUUGAUGUUGAACCGUAAGGAUGAUUCAAAAAUGGCAGUUGUCAUUGGAAAUCCUCGUUCUUCAGAUUUUGAGGUUGUUCGAACAAGUCUCAUGCCUGGCAUCUUGAAAACAGUGGGUCACAAUAAAGAUCAUCCAAGGCCUAUUAAGAUAUUUGAAGUAGGUGAUGUUGUGUUCUUAGAUGGUGAAAAAGAUGUUGGUGCAGCUAAUCGUCGCCAACUUGCUGCAUUAUACUGCAAUGCUAAUUCUGGGUUUGAGGUUAUCCAUGGUUUGGUGGAUAGGAUAAUGGAAGUACUAGGGAUACCUUUUGUUCCAGUUGGAGAUGAUACGGGAUAUUACAUCAAACCUUCUCAUGAGCCAGAGUUUUUUCCAGGGAGACAAGCUGUAAUCCUUUAUAGAGGAAAGCAAAUUGGCCGCUUUGGUAUUGUACAUCCAGAGGUUUUGGCCAACUUUGACAUCCCAGACCCAUGUUCUCUGGUCGAGCUUAACAUCGAGGCAUUACUGUGAACAUUCCAUACAUUGGUAGCCCUUAAAUUUUUCCCUUGUGGCCGCAGGUUUUGUGGCUUGCGUGAGAUGGGGAUACUAUAGUUGCAAUUCAUGAGAAAGUAAAUUUCACAAGACAGACCAAGGCUGAAUAUCAAGCCCAUGGUUUUUUAGCAGGAAAUGAUGGUUAAGAUGCACCAUGUGCAAUGUAAUUCUUAAUAUUUACUUGAAAAUUUGGAUUUAAUAGAUUAUUGAGUUGCUCU
Molecule: messenger RNA, 2425 nt
Organism: Amborella trichopoda
Lineage: Eukaryota; Viridiplantae; Streptophyta; Magnoliopsida; Amborellales; Amborellaceae
Product: tRNA synthetase beta subunit family protein
Biological process (GO): phenylalanyl-tRNA aminoacylation
Cellular component (GO): cytoplasm; phenylalanine-tRNA ligase complex
Molecular function (GO): ATP binding; magnesium ion binding; RNA binding
Source: RefSeq, a predicted model, not a curated record